AUGCGGGAUUUUCUUCUUUUAUUCAAUUGUUAUGUGGUGCCAGGCAAGGGUACAUCAGAUUUGACUCACUGUAUACAUUCAGGAAGAGGAGGAACGAAGUCACUCGACAAAAGGAAAGGGGGGAAAUGGAGAAUUUUGCCGAUAUUAAAGCGCUCUCUGUAUCAAAGCCACACUAUUGAUAAAUGUUGGACACGUCCUCAAUCCAAUGUUGCUACCUCAUCUACUCCUCCACCUUUGGAGGAUCAUGGAUCUCAUAGAGUUGCAGGGUGCUGUACUUCUUUCUAUUUUGCUGUUCUUUCUGAGUCAGGUCCUAUUACUCUGGAGAUUCUUAAGCAAUUGAUGUCUGCUAUCACUCAGAAGAUUGAAGAUCUCGGGCUUCUUCUCAUUCUGCAAACAUGGCAAAUCAGGUAUAUGGAUCUGCUGCUUCUUCUUCCAUUCCCAGUGAUUGGAUUCGUCGAUUCCGGGGCUACCAGUCACAUGUCAGGUGAUAUCUUUCUUUUCCUAUCUCUUUCUCCUUUACCUAUCAAAGAUUCUGUUAACAUUGCAGAUGGCACUCUCUUAACUCUUUCACACUGUGGGUCUAUGUCUUCAUCCCGGAUUCUUCAUGAUAUAUUCUCUUUUUCUCCGCUGAGGACAAACUUGCUUUCUGAUAAGGAAUGGGACCCGCCGUCGCCUGAGACAUACACAACACACAGUGCAAGACUUCUUCCAUUGUCUAGGAUCAAGAGGUUGAGGUCUGAACUCCGGUGGAGAAUACGUGUCAAGGUGUUUGAUUUCAUGCUCCUGAAAAUAGGAAUCAAACGUGACGUGUGCUCAUACUCUGCUGCAGACAUGGGGUGUCCGAAAGAAAGAAUCGACACCUGGUGGAGUCUUGCAGGGCCGGGCCAUGCUACAGGCCAAGGGAGUUCAAAUCUUUCUUCGAGCGAUCGUGCGAGACUUUUUUCUCUUCUCAUUCGC
Ilex paraguariensis (yerba mate) is the source of this 957-nucleotide messenger RNA. The record is from the annotation of a GenBank genome assembly. Lineage: Eukaryota; Viridiplantae; Streptophyta; Magnoliopsida; Aquifoliales; Aquifoliaceae.